AAUGUAAAGUUAAAACCCAGAGGAUCAAUAGAAAAUAGAGGGAUAUUUAUUAAAAACAAUUGAAAAGUAAGCAUAGCUUUAAGACGAAUCAGAUAAAAAUAUUGAAAAGAAUAAUUAAAUUUAUGCCAAAGAAUUAAUUGAAUAAGUCAAUGAUAAAGAAUUAUAAAGUGAAGACAGAAUUUGUUUAGGUAUUCUCACUAAUGAAUUAGGAACUGAUAUUAAAAGAUUUAAAAGAGAAUCGAUUGAUUAAUAAUAAAUAAAUAUUCAAGAUAAAUAAUAAUCAAUUUUAAAAUCAAAAAUUAUUAUCAAUAAAUAAAACUAAUUCAUUUUAGUACGAGAUGAUAAUUACUAUUUAAAAUAAAUUGACAAGAUUUUAUUCAUCUAAAGAUUUAUUAAAUAUAAACUUAAAAAGGAAAGAAUGGAAAUGAUUGAAAAAGAAUAAUAAGCAAUAUAAAAAAUGAACAGAUAUAGAAUAAAUGUGUUAAAUGAGUUAAUUUAAACAGAAGACAAGUAUGUCACUGAUUUAAAUAGUUUGAAUAUGAUUAAAGCUUUAUUAGUUGAAAAAUUUCCAAAAAAGCAAGAUGAUAUUAAGAUCAUGUUUAAUAUUGAUGAUAUUCUCAAAUUUAACACAGAAUUUUUGGGUGAAUUAUAAAAGUAAAAUAAUUUGAUGGAUCCAAAUGCUAUUGUGAUGUAAAAUAUAGUUCCACUACUUCAUGGAUUUAUAUUCUACUAUGAAUAUUGUAAAGCUUAUGAUUUAGCUAGAAAAUUGUGUUGUUAACUUGAAACUUACCCUGGGUUUGAGUAAUUUUUGUAAGAUGUUAAAUAAUAAAAUUUAUUAAAAGGCCUUUCAUUAAAUGAUUACACUAUCAAGCCUGUUUAAAGAUUACCAAAGUAUGUACUUUUAUUCAAGGAUUUGUUAAAACAUACUAUGCCUUCUCAUCCAGAUUAUUAGAAUGUAAAAUUUUGUUUAGAAACAAUUGAAAAGAUUAAUGAUAAAAAUAAUAAUGAAAUGAACGCCUAAUUAAAACAAGCUAAACUUAUAGAAUUGUAUUAACAAUUUGGAAAUAUUUCAAAUUUGCAUAUUUUUGAACCUAACAUACAAUUCAUUUUUGAAGAUAUUUGUUCAACAUUUACCAACAAAAUAGAAUAAAGAAUUACAAUAUAUGCAUUUAAUAAUUUGCUAUUAUUUGCAAAAAAAAAUAAGUUUAAUACUUUAAAAUACAAAUAACAUAUUCCAAUUACAUAUUAAUCUUAUAUAAAAGAUAUACAAGAUUUAGUAAUUCUAAAGAAUUCUUUUGAAAUUAUCACUCGUAAUGAAACUAUUGUAAUAGUUAAUGGGGAUAGCAAUUCUAAAAAAAUAUUGAUGACCAAGAUUUAAAGUAUAAUUAAUUCAUAAAUUGAGUUGUUUCAAACAAAAAAUGAUAAAAAAUUAGAGAAUAAUAUUUGCAUUAAGGUAGAAGUUUUAGGUGUUGUAAUAGAUCUAAAAUUAAACAAGAAAGUUACUUUUUAUAAAACAAAUUUUGCAAUUAAUAAUAUUAAUAUCAAAAGCCAUAUAAGGUUUAAAUAAAUAAAAAGUCUAAUAUAAGUUGUCAAUAAAUAUGAUAGUAAACUUAAAAUUCCAAUUAUGCCAAGAAGUUUAUCAUCAAGAACCUAAAAAGCAAUUGAUGAAAGAAAGUUAAAAAUUGAGUAAUUAUUAUAAAUAGUUCUAAAUUCACCAUAUAUUAUUGAAAACUCUGAAUAUUAAAAAUAAGUGUUGGAAAUUUUAGAUAUAGAUUGCAGAUUUUAUAGUUUUCCUGAAUUAAAAAGAUAAAACCCAGAAUAGUUUUAGAGUAUACCAAUAAGAUAAAGUUAAAAAUAAUAGAUUAUCUCAUUGGAACUUCUACAAUAAUGUCUAGAAUAGAAUGUUUCUUAAAAUAUAAAUAAAGAUGAAUAAAUAGUAAAAAUUGGAAAUUAGGCAUCCUCUUUGCCAUUCUGUAUUGAAAUAAUAUUAUUAUCUGAACAAAAACUCUAAGUUGGAUUUUAAAAGAAUACAUUGACUUGGUUUAUAAAAAAGGCUGUUGCAAAUUAUAUGAAAUUAAACUAUUUUGUUGAUUUUAAAAUUUUUCUUGAAGAAACAGGAGGAACAUUGCGAGUAAUAGAAGAUGAUGAAAAGAUAUCAACUAUUUUAGAGAAAAGCAAAUCUAGAUUUUUUUAGACUUUAAAAAAUAUGUUUAAUUAUGGGACAAAAUUUCAAUUUAUUUUUCGAAAAUAUAUAUAUUUACCUUGGAAAUAGGAAGAAAUUGAAUAUCUAAAGGAUGAUAUUCGAUAGUAAUAAUUAAUGUUUGAAAUUGUAUUUUCAGCAAAAAAUGAAGAAUUCCAUUUAGGUUUCAAAGAUAUUUGUUUGAUUACUGCAUACUAUAUAAUUGCAACCAAGUAAAAAAUAAAUUAGAAUAUAUUGAAAAAAACAAUGUCAAGUUCUAUAAUUUAAUAACAUUCAAAGUAACUAUGGUUGGAAUAGAUUUAAAGAGAAUUAUCAGAAAUAGAAAUAAAACUUAUGGAAGUUUAAAGAUAAUAACAAUAGAUGUAAUAAAACAACAAUAAUAGAGAUGAGAAUAUUAAGAAUUUAUUAAAUUUAUUCAUAAGAAAUUUUUUUUAGAAUAAUUUUUUGUUUGGGAUGCAAUAAUUUUUUGUAGAAUGCUCAAAAGAAACAAUUUAAAUUUUAUAGUCAAAAGAUUUUGGAUUUUAAUUGAAGGCUCAAUUAUUUAUUGGUAUUAAAAUUUAUAAUAGAAGGAUUAAAUUAUAAUGGUUUACAUUUCAUAGAUACAAAAAGCCCAACUUUGCUAAAAAAGAUUGAUUAUGUUGAGAUAACAGAAAUAAAGUCUUUUCCUAUUGAGUUUACUUGUAAAAUAAAAGAUUACAAUUUAAAAUUUAAGUCUCAAGCGCCUUAUGAAGUAAGAUAUUCUUUUUAUGGCUUAGAUUAAACAUUUAAUUUUAGAGUAUUAGCAAAUAAGAGAAAUUCUAAAUUCUUGA
Messenger RNA from Paramecium sonneborni, 3009 nucleotides. The record is from the annotation of a GenBank genome assembly. Lineage: Eukaryota; Ciliophora; Oligohymenophorea; Peniculida; Parameciidae.